GCACGCACAAUCAACGUUUCAAAAACUUUUUUUGUUUUCUCUCCGUUUGUUUGUUUGUUUGUUUCGUGUUAUUGUAAUUAAACGAAAACAAAAAAAAAUCAAAAUGAAAUACGCUUUGGUAUUUGCUUUUUUCGCCGUUUUUGCCAUCGCAUCCGCUUUCCCGAGUGAAAAUUCGGAAAAGGAAGAAGAAACGAAAUCGGAUUUGAAAAAAUUAGAUGAUGCUAAAGUCGAAGAAACUGGUGCUCAAGCUAAAUCUUCCGUUUCCGAUGAAGAAAGAUGCGAACCAGGACAAAGUUUUGCCAAAGAAUGUAACACUUGCACGUGUCCAGACAGCGGUUUGAAAUCAUUGGCCGGAUGUACUCUUAAACUUUGUUUGUAAAAAUAAAAAAUUCAAGAAUUAUUGAAUGAAUGAAUGAUUGAUUGAUUGAAAAAUCAAUCAAUCAAUUCAUCAAUCCGUCAAUUUUUAUUUAUUUUUUUGUUUGUUUCCUUUCAUUCAAUAAUUAUGUAACCAAUCGUUUUCUUUUUUCUUUUCUUUUUUUUUUUUUUUUUUAUUAUUUUUAUUAAAUUUUAAAUUUUUUUUAUGUAAGUUUUAUAUAAAAUAAAAAAAUGUACAAAUC
Pediculus humanus corporis (human body louse) is the source of this 617-nucleotide messenger RNA. Its product is annotated as serine protease inhibitor, putative. The record is from RefSeq and is a predicted model, not a curated record. NCBI's taxonomy places the organism in Eukaryota, Metazoa, Arthropoda, Insecta, Psocodea, Pediculidae. Gene Ontology annotation, molecular function: peptidase inhibitor activity. The transcript has 3 exons. Bases 104 to 379 code for a protein of 91 amino acids.